AUGGGCAGGGGAGGUCUACGCCCUGAGGAGUUCUUCUGUCUGUUCAACUCCACCGAAGCGUCAACACCAUACAGCAGAGGCCUUCCUGAAUUCGUAAAGACAGAGCAAACAGAAACAGAGGAAGCAACAACAACACCAACAGCUGCUGCUCCUGCUGCUCCUGCUGCUCCGGCUGCUCCUGCUGCUGCUGCUCCUGCUGCUUCGGCAGCGGCUGCAGAGUCGGCGAGCUCGGACUCGGACUGGACAGAUAUAUCGUCUGUCUCCAGUGACAGCAGCAGCAGCAGCAGCAACAACAACAACAAGAACAACAACAACAACAGCAGCAACAACAACGACAACAACAACAAGAACAGCAACAGCAGCAACAACAACAACAGCAGCAGCAGCAACAAGAGAAAGCAGCAACACACCAACAGGCAAAGCAGCAGCAAAUUUAUUUGGCGUCGCCCUGAAGCUAAUGAUGCUGAGGACAGCAGCGACUGCUACCCUAGCGGUUCAGCAUCAGCAUCAGCAGCAGCAGCAGCAGCUGCUGCUGCUGCUGGGCCAUACAGCUCUUUUCACGGUAUAAACUAUGCUCUUGGGUCUUCUUACCCUUGGAUGUUCCCUAGAGCAGCAGCAGGGGCACCUCCAGCAACAGCAGCAGCAGCAGCAGCAGCAGCAGAUUCUGAGUUUGAGUCUCUGUGGGGUGACUAUGAUACGGCGAGUUGGGGGUUUGAUGCAGAUUCUCUUUUCUCUGAUUUCGCUGGAGAGGCGGAGUUAGAGGCUGCAGCAGCUCAGGGCUUAAACCACCGCUUGCCAGACUUCAUAGAGGCAGGCGAAGUUUGUUGGUUGCCGAUGGCAGCAGAAAUGCUGAAGACUUUGAAUGUGCGCGACUGGCGGAUGUACUUCGCUCUGAGGGCGGAGCUGCUGCUGCUGCUUGCGGAGCCCAAAGAUGCCUGGGCCUCUGCCACGGCCGCGCAGCAGCUCAUGAACAGCUGCAGCAGCAGCAGCAGCCGGAGCAGUAGCAGGAGCGGCAGCAGCAGCAGCAACAGUAGAGACAUGAUGAGUGUGCGACUGAUGGAUAUAUUGUCUUUGUGCGUCUUGCAGCAGAGCCACAGUGCAGCAGCAGCAGCAGCACGGGAAUUGGAUUUGCCUCAGGCAUUGCUGAGAUGCCAGCCGCCUGAUGUCUCUCCUCUUUGUGUUUCUCUCUAA
Eimeria acervulina is the source of this 1191-nucleotide messenger RNA. RefSeq lists its product as hypothetical. The coding region runs from base 1 to 1191 and encodes 396 amino acids. The record is from RefSeq and is a predicted model, not a curated record. The transcript is spliced from 3 exons. NCBI's taxonomy places the organism in Eukaryota, Apicomplexa, Conoidasida, Eucoccidiorida, Eimeriidae.